UGAUGCCUGCAACUGUCGCUACCUCUGACAUCAAAUGCAUUCUAAAGUUUGUAGGAAUUGUGAUUGUAAUUGUCAGAUCACUAUAUUAGAUGAAUUACGGUACAAACUAGUAAACUACACUGAAUACACUAACCACGGAAAGUCAUUUUCAUUACGAAGAGCGUUAAUAAAUUCUUUUCAUAACACGUCAAACUGAUUUUUUUUUGUCUGGUAAAAACACAUUCUUCUACAUGACAGAAAUAUUUUCAUCGCUAUACGGCCAAAAUGAAGCUCAGGGACCUUCGGGACCUUCCGCGAUGGGGUUCGGCCCCGGGAAACCACUUCCACCACCGGUGCCCCAAAACCCAGUGCACAUGGCGGUGCCCAUUCCACACCAACUUGUAGAUGAGGGGCCUCCGCUCCGAAAACCUGCAGCUAUGAACGAACCCUUUUACCUAGUGCGAGAACUGCCAAUGGAAAAUGAGUUGACUGGAAACACCAACCUAAUUACACACUACAAUCUGGAACAUGCAUACAAUAGGUUUUGUGGCAAGAAAGUAAAAGAGAAGCUCAGCAACUUUCUCCCAGAGUUACCUGGUAUGAUAGACACACCAGGUCUUCAAGAUGGAAGUUCUUUGCGCUCGCUUAUUGAGAAGCCACCGGUGUGCAACAACUCCUUCAGUCCUCUGACUGGAACCAUGCUCACUGGGUUCCGACUGCAUACUGGCCCUCUUCCCGAGCAGUACAGACUGAUGCACAUUCAGCCUCCAAAGAAGAAGAGCAAACAUAAACACAGACACCACCGACCUCAGGACCCCUUACCCCCAGAAACACCGUCAGACUCGGACCACAAGAAAAAGAAGAAGAAGAAGGACGAUGAUCCUGACAGAAAGAAAAAGAAGAAAGAUAAGAAGAAAAAAAAGAAUCGUCACAGUCCUGAUCACCCCGGCAUGACCAGCUCUCAGCCCAGCAGCAGCAGUCUGAGAUAGAAGCACACAGAACGAGAGAUGCAGAGACAAUUCACUGUAAAUAGCAUUAUAAAACCAAUGGGAAAAGUGGUUAUUUUAAUUGUGUGUGUGUGUGAGAGAGAGAGAGAGAUUGCAAAAAUGAGAGCAGUGCAGGUUUUUAUUAUUAAUAUUAUUAUUUUUUACUUGUGUAUGUUACUCAUGUAUAUGCUUCAGAUGAGACUACAAAUCAUACUGCAACAAACUGUAUAUUUUAAAGCAGUUAGCCACUGUAUGUUUAUUUAUGCAAUAAUAAGUUAAUAAGGAAAAAAAAUGUCAUGGACACUGUGACAAUGUGAACAUCUUUCAAUAAGUCAGUAAAAACACUUCGCAAUUUUUUAAUUUGGCUUGUGAUUCAUAUUUCACUUUAUUCCCCCCCCCCACUAUUAUUCAUAAAAUAUUUACAACAGUAAAUAUUCAAGAAAACACAGAGCAAAA
Hemibagrus wyckioides is the source of this 1421-nucleotide messenger RNA. It is a transcript of the gene med19b, whose product is annotated as mediator complex subunit 19b. Bases 231 to 968 code for a protein of 245 amino acids. The record is from RefSeq and is a predicted model, not a curated record. The transcript is spliced from 6 exons. NCBI's taxonomy places the organism in Eukaryota, Metazoa, Chordata, Actinopteri, Siluriformes, Bagridae. Gene Ontology annotation, molecular function: transcription coregulator activity; transcription factor binding. Gene Ontology annotation, biological process: positive regulation of transcription by RNA polymerase II. Gene Ontology annotation, cellular component: mediator complex.